Molecule: messenger RNA, 965 nt
Organism: Rhinopithecus roxellana (golden snub-nosed monkey)
Lineage: Eukaryota; Metazoa; Chordata; Mammalia; Primates; Cercopithecidae
Exons: 6
Coding region: 171-830 (219 amino acids)
Source: RefSeq, a predicted model, not a curated record
GGCUGCAACAAGAACGAAGACAGCCCGUGAAAACCGACAGUGCUGAAAGUGAAGACUGAGAUUCAGAAGCUGAGGUGCCCCUGUGAUCCAGGUCUUCCACCCUGAAACCCCACCCCUGCAUCAAGGUCCUGCCUGGAGAGUCUACCUUGCAAAGCUUCCUGCUCCUGCACAUGCCACAGGCCAGCAACCAGAGCCCAUCAUCUCAGAGGCCCCUGUAUGUCCUUCGAAGGAACCAGGACCCUCAGAGCCCAGCAUCCAUCCUUGUCGUCAUCAUCACAACCAAAGAAGAGCAAGCCUGGCAGGCGGGGUUACAUCUCCAGGAUGAUGGGCUGCCAGCAACUGCACAGGAUACGGCCACCUGCUUAACUGUGCUGUCCAGCCAGCCAGCCAGCUGCAGGGCCUCUUGCUGCUCAAGAAGAGCUGAUGGGCCGGGGACAUUGGAUCACACGUUACUGGGAAACUGGACCACACAGUAUUGGGAAAUGGGAGCACAGUACUGGGAAAUGGGAGCACAGUACUGGGAAAUGGGAGCACACAGUACUGGGAAAUGGGAGCGCAGAGUACUGGGAAAUGGGAGCACACAGUACUGGGAAAUGGGAGUGCAGAGUACUGGGAAAUGGGAGCAGAGUACUGGGAAAUGGGAGCACAGUACUGGGAAAUGGGAGCACACAUACUGGGAAAUGGAGCACAGUACUGAGAAAUGGGAGCACAGUACUGGGAAAUGGGACACCGUACUGGGAAAUGGGAGCACACAGUACUGGGAAAUGGGAGUAUACACAGUACUGGGAAAUGGGAGCACAGUACUGGGAAACAGGAGCACACAGUACUGAGAGAUGGAGCACAGUACUGAGAAAUGGGAGCACAGUGCUGGGAAACCCCAUACCUGGAUUCUGAGUUCUUCAGCCUAGCCCAGACUUCUUAUCUUAGUAGACAACAAGAGUCAAGAGAAGACCAGAGAACCACAG